Hevea brasiliensis (rubber tree) is the source of this 1346-nucleotide messenger RNA. Its product is annotated as bifunctional dTDP-4-dehydrorhamnose 3,5-epimerase/dTDP-4-dehydrorhamnose reductase. Gene Ontology annotation, cellular component: methionine adenosyltransferase complex. NCBI's taxonomy places the organism in Eukaryota, Viridiplantae, Streptophyta, Magnoliopsida, Malpighiales, Euphorbiaceae. The record is from RefSeq and is a predicted model, not a curated record. Gene Ontology annotation, biological process: S-adenosylmethionine biosynthetic process. The transcript is spliced from 2 exons. Gene Ontology annotation, molecular function: methionine adenosyltransferase regulator activity. Bases 150 to 1052 code for a protein of 300 amino acids.
CUGCCCGACCCAUCACUGUCCACAUCACGAAAGGCAAAGAGAGAGUAACUGAUAUCUUUCUUCUCCCAUAUAUUACUCACUGGGGGAUCCCAAUUUCACCAAAUCAAAUUGCCCCAGAUCCAAAAAUAGCUGCUCAUUUCCCUUAGACAAUGGGAUUCCCAUCAAACGGCACCACCAACAAGCCUCUCAAGUUCCUCAUCUACGGCCGCACCGGCUGGAUCGGUGGUCUCUUAGGGAAGCUUUGCGAGUCUCAGGGCAUCGACUACACUUACGGCUCCGGUCGCCUAGAAAACCGAGUCUCCCUUGAAGCUGACAUUGCCAACGUCAAGCCUACUCAUGUAUUCAACGCUGCUGGUGUCACCGGUCGGCCUAACGUCGACUGGUGCGAGUCCCACAAGGUCGAGACUAUUCGGACCAAUGUGGUCGGGACUCUCACGUUGGCUGACGUGUGUAGAGAAAAGGGUCUGAUUUUGAUUAAUUAUGCUACGGGUUGCAUUUUCGAGUACGAUGCGAAUCACCCUCUUGGGUCGGGCAUCGGGUUCAAGGAGGAGGAUACCCCGAAUUUCAUAGGAUCAUUCUAUUCCAAGACGAAAGCCAUGGUAGAAGAGUUGCUCAAGAAUUAUGAAAAUGUCUGUACCUUGCGUGUCAGAAUGCCAAUUUCAUCUGAUUUAUCUAAUCCCCGCAACUUCAUCACAAAGAUCACUCGAUAUGAGAAGGUAGUUAAUAUUCCAAACUCAAUGACAAUCUUGGAUGAACUGCUUCCCAUUUCCAUUGAGAUGGCAAAGAGAAACCUCACUGGAAUCUGGAACUUUACAAACCCUGGGGCGGUCAGUCACAAUGAGAUUUUAGAGAUGUAUAAGGAUCAUGUUGACCCCAACUUCACAUGGAAAAACUUCACUCUUGAGGAGCAGGCAAAAGUAAUAGUUGCCCCAAGGAGUAAUAAUGAGCUUGAUGCUGCCAAAUUGAGUAAGGAAUUCCCUGAAAUGUUGCCAAUAAAGGAGUCCCUUAUCAAGUUUGUGUUCAAACCAAAUCAGAAGACUGCUGCUGCUUGAUGCAUCAAAUCAGAGGCCCAAAUUACUGUCCAUUAAGGGAUCUCUUGUUAAGUAUGUUUCAAACCAAAGAAAUGCCACUGGUUUAUAGGUUUGACAAUUUUGUCUUCCCUUUUGCUAUUGAUUACAUCUUGUUCAUGAGGGUUCAUGUGAUGCCUCACAGGUACCUCUUUCCAAAUGACACACAUGAUUGCACCUAUUAAUAUUUGAAUGUUGUAUUUGUAACUUGAUCUUGAAUAAAUUAGUUGCAAGUGAUUUAUCAGGUUAUUAAUAUAUAUUUUUUAUAGUUCAUUACCA